UCCAGCUCCCCAUUCACGGCCGUGUCUGCAUCCCAUCUGGCGGGCGGCGCUCCGGCUCACCUUUAAAUAAUCCAGGCCUUGCCCAGUUCCUUGCCUCCCGUCUUGUCUUGCCAUUGUCCUGUCUCGACUCGCCUCGCCUCGCUCUCGUCUCGUCGAACAAUUGCUCGCCGUUGUCCUUCACACCGGACCCAGCUUAGCCCGCAGUCCGCAACCGCUCUCCACGCUGGCCGAGCUGCAGACGGCACGUCGCUCCAGUCGUCGCCACUGCUGCGUCUCCCUCCUCACCGAACCAAGCAAAAAAUCGCGCCUCUCCCAGUCGACGUCUCGUGCGUAACCCGUGCGUGUUUCGUGCUCAGACCUGGAAAGCUGAAAGGCCCUUGGUAAGUGAAGCCAAGUUGUGUCAUGAUCCAAUUGUGUUCCAUCAUCGCGGCCAACCACCUCGGCUGGGCGCACUAAAAGCGUUCCAAGCCGGCGGUUGUGGUCCUGCCACAGAACUUCUGCUCCUCCUCCACCACGACCACCGUCACUUGCGCCUGACUCUGCCUCGCGCUUCACUCUCCCAGCCAUUGAAACCUCAAUUCGCAUCCAUUGAUCCUUCUUCCACUGUCUCGCCCACGCCCAUCUGCGCAUAUAUCCGUCUCCAAGCGUGCGAGCCGUUUUGCUGAUUAUUUGUUGCUGCUUCCCCAGCAACCGACCUAAUUCGCUCAUCCACGGAAAGCGAACCAAGCUCCAACCCGCUCUUCCUUCCCCAAAACACUCCACAUCUCAAUCACAACACAACACACCACGCCGUCGCCAUGCUCUACUCAAGGCUUUUCGUCUCUGCCUCUGCCCUCGUCGGCAUGGCUGCCGCUGUCACCAACUUCACCACCUGCUGCCAGGUUGACCCCACCACCGUGGAUGCGCCCACGCGAGCCUCAUGGUGCCGUGCUCAGAUGAACACUUGCCCCGAGCUGUGCACGAACGGCCAGACUAACAACAACACAUGUGACAGCACGAACCUGACGUACGACUGUACGUGCGCGACAGGCAACACCCCCAACAUCUCGGACUACAUGCAGACGCUGCCCUCGCUCGAGUGUGAGGAAUGGGUAGCCCAGUGUACGCUCGCCCACCCCAACGAUCUUGCCGGCCAGACCUUCUGCCAGUCAUUCAUCUGCGGCUCCAAGAACGGCUCUGCCCUCGCCGUGUCCGCCUCCAGCUCGGCCUCAGCCAGCAGCAGCGCCACCGCCAGCGCAACCGCCACCACCUCCUCGGGUGCGGCCAAGAGCUCGAGCGCGGCCGUCGCGGCGCUCAACCUCGGCAAGCAGUACGGCACCCAGGCCAUAGCGGUCGGCUUGCUCGCCGUCUUCGGUCUCGGUCUGUAGAGUCGGCGCGCCCUGGGCCCUCCCGUCCUCGCGCAAUUGAAGGACGGUCAACGGCAUAGACAUAGGAGCGAUUUAAGAUCACGGAUACAAGUAUGGUGCAGCUGUGGGGUGGGCGGUCUAUGCGCGGGUGUGACGAAAGGAUGACAAUACGAACCGUGGUUUCAUGUGAUAUCCCGGCAUCGGUGUUUACAAUGGGCAGAGAGAGAAAAGAGUGAGCUUCUUCUUGAUCUGCUCGCCCUUUGUUCUUGACUUUUUUUAUCCCCUCCCCCUUUCUUCUUAAUCCCACUCGCCCCUCCCGAUCUCCAACCAGUCUCCCCAUCUUCCCCCUUUGCCCUCGCGGAAGAGGUCAAAUAUUUUUGCUUCCCCACAUCACAUCAUCCAUCACAUCAUCUGGCGGUGGCGAAGACUAUUCACCUGGAUGUCUUCACCAUCGCCACCGCCGCCGUCAAUCACGCCCCACACAGACAAGUCUCCGCGGAUGCUGCGAGCAUGAUUUAUUGUUUCGGCCCUCCUUUGACGUGGGCCAGAAGGACGGGGAGAGGACGAAAUGAGAAGGGAGAUGAUUUUCUUUUCUUUCUGAUGAGGGCGAGCCAUGGAGAGGAAUUUCGGGUCAUGCGGCACGUACAUGUACACGACGAGGGUGGCUUUUUUUGUACGAUGGCAGUCACGAGCGUUAUGCGAGUAACAUGCAGGAAGAAAAAGAGGAAUCUUGAAAUUGAAUUUUUUUUUUUGCCGGUGCUUUAUUUCGAAGACAAGAUAGAUUACGAAGGGGAGGCCAAAUUUCUUAAAUCUUUUCGCCCGGAAAGCCCCAACUCGGGUCGUGCGCAAGUAACGCUCCUUUCAGCGCCCACAGGGCUAUCGCGAUGCUUUGACGAGCCCCCUUGUUUACCAUUUUUUUU
Verruconis gallopava is the source of this 2266-nucleotide messenger RNA. RefSeq lists its product as uncharacterized. Bases 798 to 1367 code for a protein of 189 amino acids. The transcript is spliced from 2 exons. The record is from RefSeq and is a predicted model, not a curated record. Lineage: Eukaryota; Fungi; Ascomycota; Dothideomycetes; Venturiales; Sympoventuriaceae.